AUGUAAAAUUGAAAGGAGGGCGAUUUGCGCAUGCGAAUGAAACCGCACCUCCUCCAACUCUUCAACCAUUGAAUUCCAAAUCGAUCGAUGUUGAACAAUUGGGGAAAAUAUGCAGUUGGAUUCCCCCUGCAUUGUGUCAUUGCCGAGGGAGCAGGAAUGCCCGGUUAAACUCUCGGGUAAACAAACAUCUUAAAUACCCCCCCAAUUCUGUCGGCAAGACAUACAUGAUCAUUGAUCGGGGCCAACGCCAGCAAACUUGAAGAAUAAUGAAUAUCAUUAUUAGGUAUCAACAUAACAUCUUGCCUUGAGGGUUGGGCAAUUGGAAUUCGAAUCACGAGGAAGGGAAUUUAAAAUCCUCUUUCGUCCCAAGUAGAUAAUAGCCCCAUUGGAUAUAAUUGAUUGCUAUAUCGAGAAGAAGGACUAUCAUUCCAUCCAAAUCUCAACCCCCCUCAAAAACGGCCAAUUGACCUUAAAACCAACCAUGCAAGCGGUCACCAUUGACUUCAUCGACGGCAAGCCCGGCAAGCCGGGCCAAGUUUACUACCCCCUCUCACUCAACAAAGUCCCCAUCCCAACUCCACAAGGCAGCGAGCUCCUCAUAAAGCUGACCGCCGCGGCCCUUAACCACCGAGACCUCUUCAUCCGCCAACACCUAUACCCAGGCGUAACAGCCGGCGUUCCCCUCCUAGCCGACGGCGUCGGCACCGUCGUCUCCGCAGGCCCAGCCGUAAAGGAGCCACACGCAUGGCUCCAAAAGCGCGUGAUCCUGAACCCGGGGACCGGGUGGCAGGAUUCCGAGGAAGGGCCCGAGUCCCCCACCGGCUACGCGAUCAUGGGCGGCACGAAACUUAACAGCAGGGGCACCCUGCAGGAAUAUGUCACCAUUGACGUGGGCGAGGUUGAAGAGGCGCCUGCGCACCUGACGGAUGUGGAGGCGGCGGCGCUGCCGCUGACGGGUCUGACGGCGUGGCGGGCCCUGGUGACCAAAGCCGGGGCGAAGAAUUCGAGUCAGGGCGCUGCGAUCCUGAUUACGGGGAUUGGGGGCGGGGUUGCGCUGAUGGCGCUGAGGUUUGCUGUGGCGAGAGGUGUGCAUGUGGUUGUGACAAGCUCGAGUGAAGAGAAGUUGAGGCUGGCUGUUGGGCUGGGGGCGAAGGGGGGCGUGAAUUAUAAGGAGCGGGAGUGGGAGAAGAAGGCGUUGAAAUUGUUGCCUGCUGGGAAGAGGAAUUAUGAUGCGAUUAUUGAUGGGGCUGGAGGGGAUUCGAUUGAGAAAGGGGUGAAGUUGCUCAAGGCCGGCGGCAUCCUCUCCGUAUACGGAAUGACAGUAUCACCCAAAAUGCCCUUCACCACGCCCACCUUCCUUAAGAACAUCGAUGUCAAAGGCUCAACCAUGGGCUCCCGGAAAGAGUUCAGUGACAUGGUCCGUUUCGUCAACGAGCACAAGAUAAAGCCUAUUAUUUCCCGUGUAGUGCAGGGGAUCGAUAAUAUUAAGGCCAUUGAUGGAUUAUUCGAUGACAUGAAGAAUGGCACCCAGUUUGGCAAGUUGGUCAUUGAGAUUGCGAAUAGCGGCGAUAGUAAGUUGUAACCAAUUAAAGAUUUACAAAACAUUUCUCCUUCAAGAGGGUAUAUUUCGUUUACUUGAUUCAUUAAUUAGCCCCCUGAAUGGCUAGACACGAUAGACGGUAAGCCAUGAAAUUCUUAUUUCAAUUUCAGCUUCUAAAAUUAUUUUUCAAUUUCCUAAGUUUGUAGAUUUGGAAUAGUUAUAUAUUCAGCUAGCUAAAUUGGUUAUGAACAGUAUAAAUGCUAUGUUAGGCAGUGUGAUAUUGUGAGAGUAGGGUCGCACUUACAGAGAAGAUCGUACGGAAGUGGUCGUUCGUUCCGAAACAUCAGUAUCAUUCAAACACAGGCAUAACCGCUCGUUAUGGUAAUGGAGAAUCAAAUGCAUCCAUUCCCUGCAGAGCAGACCUGCCUGCCCGGAUACUCAGUCUUAUCCCAAGAGGCUGCAUGGCAUGCAUGCUGUAGCCAAACAACGGACUGCCUUUGACUGGGUACUCACACACACUCCAAACCCAGUCCAUUGAAUCCACCAUCGAUGAUUGUCCAUUUCGUCCCCUUUACAGCCUUAACACACACGAGAGACUGAAUAGGCAUCGCGGACCGCAGUGACCUGUUUGGCGAUAAGAGGCACCAAUAAUUUCGUGCUAAUAGCUGGAUAGUCAUCGUCCUCAUCGUCCUCAUCGGUAUACUUCAUUUGCUGAAGGAGGAAAUGAAGGGGGAAAGCACUUUAUAUCCAGGAGAUAAAACCACCUCCAUUUCAUGGAUUUGUCAUUUAUCCUUUACGUAACAUCAUUCCGCAGCGGAUGAGAAUGUACUUCUAUUAAUGCAUAGAGCUCGCUAAGGAGACGUGGGUAUAUAGGGAGUUAUCUGGAGAGAAGGAGGAGCAGGAAAGCUCACAAAUAUCACGGGUGUGAAAAUAUAGAAUUGUGCUAUUUUAGCGCCUAAUAUCUAUGAGCCUUCCGGCUUAACAUAUAGCAGUUAGAGGUGAUGAAUUCCAUCCAUGCUAGAAAAACGAGCUGUUGUAGCUCCUGCCUGCAUAGGGGAGGUAGGAGGCGAUACUUUGGCAUAACUUUCAGGAGAUUUGAUUCCCCGUCAUGCAAGGGAAAAAAAAGGGGACAUUUCACAAG
This is a messenger RNA of Blastomyces gilchristii SLH14081, 2681 nucleotides long. RefSeq names its product alcohol dehydrogenase. The record is from RefSeq and is a predicted model, not a curated record. Gene Ontology annotation, molecular function: oxidoreductase activity. Bases 482 to 1582 code for a protein of 366 amino acids. The transcript has 4 exons. NCBI's taxonomy places the organism in Eukaryota, Fungi, Ascomycota, Eurotiomycetes, Onygenales, Ajellomycetaceae.